CCCAGGUCCCCCAGUGCGCAGGCGCGCAGGUCUCUCCUUGUCAGUCGGCGCCGCGUGCGGGCUGGUGGCUCUGGCUGUGGCGGUGACGCGUCUCCAGCACCAUGAGCGGCUUCAGCAGCGAGGAGCGCGCGGCGCCCUUCACCCUGGAGUACCGGGUCUUCCUCAAAAAUGAAAAAGGACAAUAUAUAUCUCCAUUUCAUGAUAUCCCAAUUUAUGCAAACAAGGAUGUGUUCCACAUGGUGGUUGAAGUACCACGCUGGUCUAAUGCAAAAAUGGAGAUUGCUACGAAGGACCCUUUAAAUCCAAUUAAGCAAGAUGUGAAAAAAGGAAAACUCCGUUAUGUUGCAAAUUUGUUUCCUUACAAAGGAUAUAUUUGGAACUAUGGGGCCAUCCCUCAGACUUGGGAAGACCCAGGACACAAUGACAAACACACUGGCUGUUGUGGUGACAAUGAUCCAAUUGAUGUGUGUGAAAUUGGAAGCAAGGUGUGUGCAAGAGGGGAAAUAAUCAGGGUGAAAGUUCUGGGCAUAUUGGCUAUGAUUGAUGAAGGGGAAACCGACUGGAAAGUCAUUGCCAUCAAUGUGGAUGAUCCUGAUGCAGCCAAUUAUAAUGAUAUUAAUGAUGUCAAGCGACUGAAACCUGGCUACCUGGAAGCUACUGUGGACUGGUUUAGAAGGUACAAAGUUCCUGAUGGAAAACCAGAGAACCAGUUUGCUUUCAAUGCAGAAUUUAAAAAUAAGGACUUCGCAGUUGAUAUUAUUAAAAGCACUCAUGACCAUUGGAGAGCAUUAGUGACCAAGAAAACGGAUGGAAAAGGAAUCAGCUGCAUGAAUACAACAGUGUCUGAGAGUCCCUUCAAGUGUGAUCCUGAUGCUGCCAAAGCCAUUGUGGAUGCUUUACCACCACCAUGUGAAUCUGCCUGCACAGUACCAAGCGAUGUGGACAAGUGGUUCCAUCACCAGAAAAACUAAGAAAAUAUCUCUGAAAUUCUGGCUGACGUUGCUGUAUCCUAUUCAUCUGGAAGUAUUAGAUGGAAAAGUAGUGGCUUUUCAGGGCUUUAAAUUCAUGGUUUUAAAUUUAUAGAACUAAACUAACUAAAGCAAAUUCUGCUGUGACCAAACAUAUAUAUUCGGAAUAUUAUCUACCUAAAAGCAUUUAGCAUAUCUCAACUAAGAUAACUUUUGGUACAUGCUUAAAUAUCAAAGCGGUAGUUAUUUGGAAGUGAAAUGUGCAAGGUAAAUGCGGAUGUCUGUUUCCCAUGUGUUAGGAAAUAAAAUUAUUUUGCUGAAAUUUG
Molecule: messenger RNA, 1294 nt
Organism: Talpa occidentalis (Iberian mole)
Lineage: Eukaryota; Metazoa; Chordata; Mammalia; Eulipotyphla; Talpidae
Gene: PPA1
Product: inorganic pyrophosphatase 1
Exons: 11
Coding region: 102-971 (289 amino acids)
Biological process (GO): phosphate-containing compound metabolic process
Cellular component (GO): extracellular exosome; cytoplasm
Molecular function (GO): magnesium ion binding; inorganic diphosphate phosphatase activity
Source: RefSeq, a predicted model, not a curated record